Messenger RNA from Centruroides sculpturatus (bark scorpion), 1396 nucleotides. Its product is annotated as DTW domain-containing protein 1-like. Bases 166 to 1071 code for a protein of 301 amino acids. Gene Ontology annotation, biological process: tRNA modification. Lineage: Eukaryota; Metazoa; Arthropoda; Arachnida; Scorpiones; Buthidae. Gene Ontology annotation, cellular component: nucleus. The transcript has 7 exons. The record is from RefSeq and is a predicted model, not a curated record. Gene Ontology annotation, molecular function: tRNA-uridine aminocarboxypropyltransferase activity.
AGGGCGCUAAAAAUAGAAAUGGAUGAUUUGUCUGGUGUGUGAAAUUGACAAGAAAUGUGGUUUCGUGAAUGUUACUACACUUUCACAAAAUGUUUGCGUGAUACAAGGUGUCUUCGUCUCUAAACAGAUGCAAACGUCCAUUUACCUUAUUAAAAUCAAUUAAGAAUGGCUUCAGUUCAAAAAGAAAAGCCAAAAAGGAAGUACUUAAUUGAAUCCAGCUGUCUGUUUACAAACAGAGAAUCUGCUGAUCCACUUUCCAAAUUUUCUAUUAACUCAUGUGAUUUCCUGGAAGAACUUCCGGAAAGGAGUGCCUGUCCACGUUGCUACAAAUCCAGACGAUAUUAUUGUUACAACUGUUAUGUUCCAGUAGAUGAAAUUAAAGAAAAGAUUCCUUAUCUCAAACUACCAGUCAAAAUAGACAUCAUUAAGCAUCCGAGAGAAGUGGACGGUAAGAGUACAUCGGCACAUGCGGCCAUUCUUGCUCCAGACGACGUCAAGGUUUACGUGUAUCCUGAAUUUCCAGAUUAUGCAAAAGAAAAGGUAAUUUUAAUAUUUCCUGGCAAGAAUGCUAUGCAUCUCAGUGACUAUUUUGAAGAGAAUAUGAGUAAGUUUGACCAAGGAAACUUAGAAUGUGAUAAAAAUAAAUUAUUCCACAACAACUUGCCUCCGAAUAGUUGCAGGAAGACAAGCAAUACACAAGAAAUUACAAAUUGCCAAAACAUGCAACGAAAUCAAUUUAACCAUAAUUUGCCAUUUGACAAAGUUGUUUUUAUCGACAGCACAUGGAAGCAAACAAAACAAAUAUACAGCAAUGAAUGUAUACGAAGUCUUCCCUGCAUCAUGUUGACUUCUCACAGAUCAUUAUUCUGGAGGCAUCAGAGAAACAAACCUCCCAACUAUUUAUCUACCAUCGAAGCCAUCUACUACUUCCUAGUAGAACUGCAUCGCAAAGUCCAUCCCGACGUAGCCUACCGGGGCGAAUACGACAACCUCUUAUUUUUUUUUAAAUACAUGUAUAAUAAAAUUCGUACUCUGUACGAUCCCAAAAAGCUGAGAGCUUACCAAGACUGAAAGCUGCGAUUUCGUAUAUACAGGUAUAAUACAGGUGAUUCGUACUUUUAGUUAACGAUUGUACCGUUCUCGUUUACUCAGAUUCAGUUUUUGGUAAUAACACAGUUAAUGUUUCUGAUAUUUAUUUUUUUACAUUAAUUAGUUGUAAACUGCAUUUUUAAUUAGAAGUAUGUUUGGAAAAUUGUUUUAUCGUAUUAAAGAAUGUUACACAAGUAGCGUGUACUCUUAUUAUUCAAUGUAGUAAGGGUGAUGCGAUGUGUAUAAAAUCACUUUAAUUCGGAUCGGUCGAUUUUUCUCACGGCUUUAGAAACACCGAGCUAGAUGA